GAUGAAAUUUUCUGAAGACUGAAGCUUUCCAGUCCAUGUUUUCUCACCCCCAACCCACCAUGCAACAAAGACACGCGACAGCUACACCACACGAAGACGACAACAACGACGAUAAUAGUAACCCAAAUCCUAUCUAUAGCGUGGAGAACCUUUUAAUACCUUGUUACCAGCCUCUCUACGUCCAACGUCCAAGAGACUUUUGGCAUCGAGCUGUGAACGCGCCGAGUUAUCGUGUCCUGCUCUGCUGAUCGUCUUGGGGGAAAACACCUUCCUCCCGCCUGGUCUUGACCAGCACCUGUUCUCUCUUCGGCUCACUACCAUUCCAUCCACCCAGCCAACCCGCCAUGCCGCCAAGGUUACCCUCGGCGGCAUGUCAAUGGCGGCAGGUCGCCGACUGCGUCUCGUUCUCGGCCUCGUCCCCCGCAUCCUCCGUCCUCCUCCCUUACUCCACCUCCAUAAUACCAUGCGCAGCCACAAGGCCAGCAGCAACACCACCAACACCGUCACCACGAAGACAACAGCAACAAAGUAGGAGCUUCUCGGCCACGGCGGCGGCCGAGACGCGGCUGCGACGCUUCUUCUGGCAUUGGAUCAAGCGGCAUAAGCACGUGCUGCGCGAGUCACAGGGGCAGCAUGACCAGCCCGAGCCCGCCUACAUACCCCCCGGAUUCGGGCGCCAGAACAAGCGCCUGCCCUUCCCGCUCAACCCGCAAUUCCAAAGCCACCCGGUCCUGUCCGAGGAGCUGCGCAAUGAUAUCUGGAAGCGCGUCAUGAUCCAGGGCGAGCCCAUGCUGUCUGUGUCGGCCGAGCUGGGAGUCGACGUCCGUCGCAUCGCGGCUGUCGUGAGGCUCAAAGAGGUCGAGGAGGACUGGCUCAAAAAGAACAAGCCCCUCGCCCGCCCCUACGCCAGGGCCAUCAUGGGCAUGCUCCCGCAGACGUUCCCGGGCACGAAGCACGAGCCCUUCAACGAGAUCCCCGUGCACACCUUCACGACGCAGCAGCUCUUCGUGCCGACGUCCGAGUCGCGCCACUUCACGCGCGCCGACGCCGCCGAGGCCUUCAACCGCAGCAUGCUGCCCGCCGACGCCCGCAUCCCGCACAAGGAGCUCGUCGAGAUGGAGCGCCUCGUCGCCGUCGAAGGCGUCGCCCCCGUCGAGGCCCAGGCCGCCUUCCGCGCCGCCGCCGCCGCCAAGGAGCGCGCCCUGGCCGAGGGCAAGGCGAGGGCCGCGGAGCGCGAGCGCGGGCGCACCACGGUCGUCAGGUCGUCCCGCAAGGUCGAGUUCAGGUUCAAGGACUACAACGUCGACACGGUCGGCAAGCAGGGCAGGUCGCGCCACGGCCUCGGCUGGCGCUACGGCGCCAUGUUUCUGGACCGCAAGAAGAGCCAGGUCAAGAUCCCGACCGAGGUCUCGUAGUCUCCGGCCAGACCCUUGUAGCAUCUUUGUAUCAAUCUGUAGCAGACAUGAAUGAAUCGAUGUAUAUGCUACCGACAAGUGCA
Molecule: messenger RNA, 1498 nt
Organism: Gaeumannomyces tritici R3-111a-1
Lineage: Eukaryota; Fungi; Ascomycota; Sordariomycetes; Magnaporthales; Magnaporthaceae
Exons: 2
Coding region: 345-1415 (356 amino acids)
Biological process (GO): mitochondrial translation
Cellular component (GO): mitochondrial small ribosomal subunit
Molecular function (GO): structural constituent of ribosome
Source: RefSeq, a predicted model, not a curated record